Molecule: messenger RNA, 474 nt
Organism: Brassica oleracea var. oleracea
Lineage: Eukaryota; Viridiplantae; Streptophyta; Magnoliopsida; Brassicales; Brassicaceae
Exons: 2
Coding region: 1-474 (157 amino acids)
Biological process (GO): regulation of asymmetric cell division
Source: RefSeq, a predicted model, not a curated record
AUGAAUUCUCUUGAGAAAGUUGAUCCAGUGUUUUAUAUGGACAAAAACGUUACGGCAUGUGACUUGCCUGAGAUUGUAGUUUGCUACAAUGAAAAAACUUAUCAUGUGGUGAAGGAUAUAUGUGUCGAUGAUUCGGUGAGGUGUAACUCAGACUCAAACUCAAACCAGUGUUCACCAAAUCCUUUAAAAACAAAGUCCUUGAAAGACAGAAACUGUAAGCUUGAGGAUUCUGAGCUUCGUAAUGAUCCUGAGGCAAACCAAGAUGUUGAAGAAACUUCAAGAGAUGAAGUGGCUACAUCGGAGAAUGUCUUGAAAGAAUCUUUAACUUUGGAAGAUGAACAAAAACCACUUAAUAACAGCAACAAGAAUAAUAAACGUGAAGAACAAUCUCUACUUCAGCUACAGGAGAAGGGUACAAGAAGCUUAGGCACCCCAGCUCUCAAAACAGAGCUUGAAGAAACAGUGGAUCCAUAA